UUCGCCUCAUUCAUUCACGAUCGGAUUCUCGCGGAGUGCAGCAGUAGCGCGGUUGUCGCCAGGUGCAAUCCGCAGUGAAAAUUUCAGUGCAUUUCCCCCAAAUUGGGGCCUAAUUCCAAAGAUUAAGUAGAUUAUAAGUAUCGGUUGGUGACGCGAGAGUUUGGGUGUUGUGUAAUUUCCGCUGGUUUCGAGAAAAAAAAAAAGAAUAAUUUUGUCACUGCGGAAGAUACGGAUGAGCUGACCGGGCGACCGAAAGCUAUCAGGAAGGGUGAAGUAAACUCGUUUGCCGUAUUAUUGAGUGCGUUUGUGUAAUUAUUGAGUAUUAUUUCGCGGAUUUAGUCACGGUCCUCUAUGUAAUCGCGCGAUCAGUAAACUAUCAUCGCUGUAUGCAAAAAAAGUAAAUACCGUGAGCAAAGAAGAGGCACUCGGGCACGGUACAUUAUUAGGUACCCCUUUCUGGAGGAGGCAGUGAGCAAGCAGUUCUGAAGAGUGGUUGGUGGUAUCGCCGUCGUCAUAAAUAGAAUUUCGGCAUUAUCGUGUUGCUGCUGCUGCUGCUGCCUGACUGACCUCUGAUCGCAACGGGCACUUGAAGGCGACCGUGUCGAAUAAGAAACACGAUUUGAAGUGUUUUUGUUGCCGUCAUCAUCAUCGUCGUCGUCUAGAAAAAGAGGAACUCAUCCGGAACAAUGGCCCAAUCGAAACCACUAAAGGAAGUCUUCAGUUACCUGUCUUGGGUACAUGCAGUGUCCGGGGCUACGGGCAGCGUGAUUGCCAUGUCUGCUUUCUAUCCGCUGGACACGGUUCGCUCGAGACUUCAACUGGAAGAGCCAGAACGCCGCAAAGCACUCAGCACAUGGGCCAUCCUGAAGCAGCUGGUGGCGGAAGAGGGCUUCGCUACGCUCUACCGUGGCAUCGUCCCAGUCUUGCAAAGCCUAUGUAUCUCCAACUUUGUCUAUUUCUACACAUUCCACAGCUUGAAGGCGCUACGCGGAUCCAUCACCGGUGGUAGUCAAUCGGCCUUGGCCGAUCUAAUCCUAGGAUCGCUGGCGGGAGUGGUGAAUGUAUUCUCAACCACACCCUGUUGGGUGGUAAACACCCGGCUGAAGAUGAAGGGUCUUGGCCAUCGGGUUAAGGACAACACCAUGCACUACGAUAAUCUCCUGGAUGGCUUGAUCCACGUGGGACGAACCGAGGGAGCCAAAGGCCUGUGGGCCGGUGCGAUGCCUUCCCUCAUUCUGGUCAUCAACCCGGCCAUCCAGUUCAUGGUGUACGAAUCGCUCAAACGGCGUAUGGUAGGAGAUCCAAAACACGCCUCGUCGGCUGCCUUCUUCGCCAUCGGAGCCAUUGCCAAAGCGAUUGCCACGGUUCUCACCUAUCCGCUGCAGCUGAUCCAAACCAAGCUUAGGCAUGGUAACAUGGACAAGAGUCUGGAUCUGCCACCAGAUACGGACAUGGUACAGAUGCUAUUGAUUAUCCUCAAGAAGCAAGGAGCUGCCGGAUUAUUCCGCGGAUUGGAGGCUAAACUGCUGCAGACGGUACUGACGGCGGCAUUGAUGUUCAUGACCUAUGAGAAGAUUGCCCGGUUUGUCACAGUCCUGCUGGUCAGGGGCAAAAAGUGAUAAUCGUGUGCAAUGGAGAGGGGUUCUUAUCUAUUAUCACAUGUAUUUAUUGGAGGAAUUAGUGUUUUACAGUUUUCGUGGCAUUUUUAGACACACUUUAGUAAGCAACUUUUCAAUCUAGUCCUACACAUUCCAUUUUUUUAUCAUCGACAUUUAUUGGCUCUUCUAUCUAGAUGCAACUUUUAGCUACACUAGGGUGACCUAUCUAUAUAUGAAACAGGAACACGGAAAUCACAAAAUCCAAAAAGGGAAAUGCAUUGUAUGGGGAAAUAUGCUCGCUCAAUGUAUGAAGAUAUUUACGCUUGACGACGUGAUGUGCAUAGAAAAGUAUUAAAACUUUGUUUUUCUUUUUGGCGUAACGUCCUGACUGGGAUUGAGGAUCUGUUCUAUAAGCAUUUCCCAAAUGACUAAACUACGUGUAGUAGGCAUAUGAUACUCUAUAGCCAAGGCAAAGCCAGAAAUAUUUCCAUAACAAAAAGUUUCAGAACUGACCACUUUGGUUAAAUUGUUGCACCAUUGUUGAUUAUUUUAGAGAACACAAAUUUCGACAGACAGCGAAUAUCUGAAAGAUGAACAUCUUACAUGUGUAAUUCUUGCAUACAUUUUGCUUAUUUUCUCAUUACAAACGGCCAGCUAGUUUGUAGUGAUGUAUCGAAUACCACCAUACGGCCGAACGUCGUUGAUAUUAGUUAGCAUCGGGAGGCAACAUAACAUAAAAUUCGGUCGCUUCCCGGCCUGAUUUCCUUCGCCCUACUUGCCAAAGAUUGGCUCUCUCUUUCUUACAAACUACUAACGGUGAUGAGUUUAGCAUGUACGUACAUUGUACAAUAGGUAUUCGUUGUUGCCUAUCGAAGGCCAAUGGUUAGGGUUUUGUGUUUACACGUUGCCGUCGGUAUAGGUUUUAGUUUAGUUCCAUCAACGUAGUAUGUACCUUCGCUAAAAAGCACUAUCCAGAUUGUGUUAGUCGGAAAAAGCAAGAGAAACAACAAAAUCCUCGAAUAAUAUUUGUCGUUUUCAAAUAUCUACAAAAACGACGGAAGCAAUCGUGGAGUAAAAGAACGUUCGAUAUUAUUAUAUCGAAAUAUUUCAGGUAUGUGAUUAUUUCAAGAAGCUAUAAAUCGCAAAGAAUUAAGGAAUAAUAAAGUUGAAGCGGAUGCCAA
Molecule: messenger RNA, 2779 nt
Organism: Aedes albopictus (Asian tiger mosquito)
Lineage: Eukaryota; Metazoa; Arthropoda; Insecta; Diptera; Culicidae
Gene: PMP34
Product: peroxisomal membrane protein PMP34
Exons: 3
Coding region: 687-1619 (310 amino acids)
Biological process (GO): transport
Cellular component (GO): peroxisomal membrane
Molecular function (GO): ADP transmembrane transporter activity; FAD transmembrane transporter activity; coenzyme A transmembrane transporter activity
Source: RefSeq, a predicted model, not a curated record